AUGCUUGAAACUGCUUUGGUAUUUCGAAAGGCAUUUGAUAAGUUGGAAGAUUUGGAUACGAAAUUUUUGAACGAGUUCGGCGAUCAAAUGCCUUGUGAGAAAGACUGGAACUAUGUUGCCCAUUUUACUAAAUUUUUGAAACGCUUUUAUGAUGUUACUUGUAAGUUGUCUGGAACGUUGUAUGCUACAUCGAACAUGUAUUUUCCUGAAAUUGUUCGUACUCUGAAGGAAAUUGAAAACUUUGAGAAGAGUAAUGACACAUGUUUGAAGGAAAUGGGGAAACAAAUGAGGGAUAAAUUUGAUAAAUAUUGGGGGUCAAUUAACAAAAUAAACUUGAUGCUUUUGAUUGCCGUGGUACUUGAUCCUAGAUACAAAAUUAAAUAUUUGAGGGUCAAGUAUGCAAUCCAUUAUAAUGAAAAAGAAGCUGAUGAAUUGGUGGAUAAGGUGAUCAAAGCUUUGAGAAUUUUGAUUGAGGAUUAUAGGGUCUUGAAUGAAACUGGAAGAGGUGAAGGGAAAGAGAAAGCAAUUGAGUUUGAGAAAGAGGUUGGUGAAGAUGUUAACAUGGAUGAUGUUGAUGAUUUUUUUUUGGAAGAAGAGAAUCAACAAAGGGCAUCUAGUAAAGAUGAACUGGAGAGGUACCUGGAAGAAUUGUCGGAAAAAUACCGGGUUGAUUUUGACAUUUUGGCAUGGUGGAAAGUUAAUUCAGUGAGGUAUCCAAACUUAAGUUGUGUCGCUAGAGAUGUUUUGGCCAUUCAAUCGUCGACCGUUGCUUCUGAAUCUGCGUUUAGCACCGGUGGUAGAACUUUGGAUCGUUUUAGGAGUUCUUUAACUCCUACUACAGCUGAGGUGCUUAUAUGCUGCCAAGAUUGGUUAUGA
Striga hermonthica is the source of this 876-nucleotide messenger RNA. The record is from the annotation of a GenBank genome assembly. NCBI's taxonomy places the organism in Eukaryota, Viridiplantae, Streptophyta, Magnoliopsida, Lamiales, Orobanchaceae.